AUGACUUCAGAGGACCUUCAUGCAAUCUCCGCUGACUGGCUCAAAAGGCUAGAGAACGCGUCGUCUACCGGAGAUGUUAAAUCAUUUGUCAGCCAUUUCCUUUCGGACGGGUGGUUCAGAGAUCUUCUUUGUUUUUCUUGGAAUUUCAGAACGCUAUCAGGACCAGAAAAAAUCCACGGAUUUCUUUCGGAGGUGGUUGAUGGAAAGUCGCGACUGGAAUAUUCUGGUCUUCGUGGCUUCAAGCUAGACGAUCACACCGUCAAUGCUCCUUCACCAUUCAAAUUACCAGGUCCGCGAGGGAUUGAAGGAGUACAAGGUGCUUUCACCUUCAGCAUUACAAAGCCGGCUGCACUCGGGCGCGGCUUCUUUCGUCUCACACAAGAUAUCGAUGGAAACUGGAAGGCUUUAACUCUUUUCACAAACAUGCAGGACCUCGUGGGGUUCGAGGAAUCCUCCAAAGACCGACACGGCCUAUAUGAGGGUCGACAAAUUACUUGGGAGGAGGAUGUCGACGCAAAAUUCCGUGCCAUAGAGGCGGACCCCACUGUGUUAAUCGUUGGUGGUGGACAAUCCGGCCUUACGUGUGCAGCGCGGUUGGGGAGGUUGGGGAUCCGUGCACUCGUAAUCGAGAAACAUACGCGUGUUGGAGACUGCUGGCGACAACGGACAAACUUCCCCAAGUACAUUCCUAAGGGGAAACUUGCUAAUUUCGUGGAGUCGUACGCUGUUAAUCAGGAAUUAUGUAUCUGGCUCUCAAGUAUCGUCGCCUCAACUCCAGUGUACGACUCAUCAUCCGCAAGAUGGACUGUUGAAGUACAGCGUGGAGACCGGAAAGUAAUCUUCAAACCGAAGCAUCUGAUACUUGCCACAGGAGGCGGGAGGCCUCGUAUUCCCACUUGGGAUGGAAUGUAUGACUUUCGAGGAGCGUUGUAUCAUUCCGACUUCCAUACAGAUGCAGAGCAGUUCCGAGGCAAACGCGUUGUCGUUGUGGGCGCGGGCAAUGCUAGUGGGGACAUCUGUCAAGAUUUUGUAGCACACGGUGCCGCUGAGGUAACAAUUGUCCAAAGAAGCGCUACAUGCGUUGUAUCCUCUUCCGCAGCAGAGGAAACCCACUUCAAGCUGCCUUUUUCUGACAACAACCCUAUCGAAGAACUAGAUUUCCGCACCAAUUCACUGCCUCUAGCCUUGCUUCUGCAACUGAUGAAAUCAGGCGGGACACAACACGUGAAGAUGCUCGACAAGGAACUCCACGAAGGUUUGCGCAAGGCUGGAUUCAACUUAACUUGGGAACUUUCGCCCGGCGGUGGUGAGGUUGGGCUGGAAGGAUUUUUAUUUAGCCGCGCUGCAUCAGGAACUAUGCUCGACAUAGGCUGUGGUAAGCUAAUCGUCGAAGGCAAAGUCAAGGUAAAGCAAGGUCAAGACAUCAGUCACUUUGACGAAGACGGGAUCAAGUUUAAAGAUGGCUCUAAGCUCUCAGCAGAUGUUAUCGUCCUAGCUACAGGAAACGAACCCGUCAUGAAGGGCACAAGAGCUCUUCUUGGCGACAAGAUUACCGAACAACUUCCGCCUAAGGUGUGGGGCCUUGACUCAGAGGGAGAGCUUAAUCAGACGUAUCGACCCUCUGGACAUCCGGGACUUUGGUUCGCUAUCGGUCCAUUUGGAGUCUCGCGAUUUUUCAGUAAACACUUGGGUCUCCAGAUCUUGGCACAAGAGCUUGGCAUAGCAUGAGCGCUAUAAAUAUACAAGUGAUUGCCGCUGCGCGGCCCGUCUUGUCAAGGAGGACCAAUUGAUUCUAUUCAAUAUUUGCUUCU
Molecule: messenger RNA, 1811 nt
Organism: Suillus paluster
Lineage: Eukaryota; Fungi; Basidiomycota; Agaricomycetes; Boletales; Suillaceae
Product: FAD/NAD(P)-binding domain-containing protein
Exons: 10
Coding region: 1-1728 (575 amino acids)
Molecular function (GO): flavin adenine dinucleotide binding; monooxygenase activity
Source: RefSeq, a predicted model, not a curated record